Messenger RNA from Mercenaria mercenaria, 4681 nucleotides. RefSeq lists its product as uncharacterized. Lineage: Eukaryota; Metazoa; Mollusca; Bivalvia; Venerida; Veneridae. Gene Ontology annotation, biological process: regulation of glutamate receptor signaling pathway. The transcript has 19 exons. The record is from RefSeq and is a predicted model, not a curated record. Bases 1 to 4125 code for a protein of 1374 amino acids.
AUGUCAGCAACAAAUAUGGGGAAUAAAGGCUUUGUUGCGGUAGUAUGCUUUAUAUUUGGGGUGAUAUUAAAGUGUGUGUGGACAUAUCGAACAGGCGCACCAACGCGGGCUUGUGGAGACAUGACCCCACAACAUGGAAGUCCUAUUAAUACAGAUCCUGCCCCCUUUCUGGUAGAAGUUUCGAAGACACAAUAUGCUCCAAAUGAAAGAAUUUAUGUACGAAUACGUGGGUGUGGAUUAGCCAGAUUUAAGGGGUUUAUGAUCCAACCACGAUCCGCAGUCUAUCCCAACAGACCGGCAUUCCUUGGAGCAUUUCUUCGGGUUCGCGGAACACGUUAUGAAUGUGUGAGAUCAGGGGCUGUUCUGACCCACAGCAGUCCGGAAGAGAAAGAUUCUGUCACGUUGACUUGGAUCGCACCACCUGGUCCAGCCGGUCAUGUGGUCUUCAGAGUUACCUUUGUCCAGUCAUACACGAACUACUGGGUGGGAAUAAAUUCUCCUGUAAUAUACGAUGGCGUAUCACGAGAUCUAUCUAUAAUGCAAGCAUUCAGUCUGCAAUCCGCAACAGACCAGGCUUGCCUGCCCACACGUCGCUCUACUACCACAACAUCUACAACUACUACCAGAAGAACUACUAUAGCUACUACAACAACUUCCGCCCCUACAACAUAUAUGCCAACGUUUAAUACUGAAUUUUAUUUCACCACAACAAAUGAACCUACUACAACUACAACAAAGCGACCUACUACCACCACCCGCCCAACAACCACAAGAAAAACAACAACCACGAGCACAACAACUUUACCUCCACCUCCUCCAACAACACAACUGAGAAGGACGACCACAACAACACAGCCAACAAGAAAUCCAGCACCAACAACAACUGAAGCUUACUACUAUGAUUAUUACUGGGAGACCUCAACAAAAAAUCAGCAAGAAGCAACAACAAAGAUAUCUACAACAACCACAUCUACUGCUGCACCUAUAACAACAACCACAACCACUACUAGAGCUCCCACAACUACGAUGAAAUUCUACGAACCAACUACAACCACUGCCUUACCAACAACGACUACAAAAGCCACAACAACUGUACAAACAACGACUACACCUUUACCGACAACAACAAGAAAAUUCACGACCACAACCCUACCAGUGACGACAACACUGUUCCCGACAGAUGUAACAGAAAUUUGGACCACUUCGGCUGUCCCGGAAACAACUAGAUCUACAUCAAAAUAUAUACCAACUACUAAUCCAACAACUGUGAUAUUGCCUACAACGGGAAGACAAAUAGGCGUCACAAACAAGCAGAUUCCUGUUACUGACAAAGCAAUACCUACCACAAAAAGACAACUACCCGUCACAGUAAGACAACUUUCUGUCACUGACAGUCCAAUGCCUACCACAAGAAGACAACUACCCGUCACAGUUAGACAACCUUCUAUCACUGACAGUCAAGUACCUACUACAAAAAGGCAAAUACCCGUCACAAACAGACAAAAUCCUGUAACAAAUUGGCAAAUAUCUACAACAAGAAGGCAAAUUCCUGUCACAAACAAGCAAGUUCUUGUCACUAACAGACAAAUAACUGUCACAGAGAGGCAGAUUCCUACCACGAACAGGGACUUUCCUAACUUGCUGGCUUCGACUUCUAGUGUAAAAACGCCUUUUAUAGAUUCUGUGACAAAUUUGUACCAGCCUACACCAAGAUCGACAUCAACCACAAUUUCUCCCAAUACAAAAACGGAAAUUUAUAUGCCUGCAACUACAUACUAUUAUGAUUAUGAUAUGGGUAAAAGCGGCAACGAAAACAUACAAUCUAAUCAGCAGCAAUACAUACCGACUGACGGGUCUUACCUGCCUUCAGAUCAGAAGUACAUACCGACGGAGAGGACGUAUGUGCCGACCGAAAAGAUCGGGAAUAGUUCCAUAUAUGAGCAAACCACAUAUAAACAGUAUGUCCCUACCACUCGUUUACAGAAAUACAUCCCAACAACAAAUCUGCCAUGGACAACAAAGCGCCCACUGUACCCGCCAACAACUAGAUACAAUCCGACCUCUAAACAGGAUACAUAUCUCACUUUCCCUCCACAAACAUAUACUCCAGAACAACCAGGAAAGCUUACCACGGAAUAUGUUUCCACUAGCACAGCAGCAAGUGUGCCAAGGACAAGAAUUUCAACAAGAAAGGCAAUCAUUCCUACAAAUACCCCGGCUGAGAUAAAAAUGCUUCCAGAUCAUGAAUGUGGAAUAACACGUGGAUGUUUUGACGACUGUAGAAACGGUGCUUGUAAUUUCAUUGUGUCAUGGAAACCAGAGAAAAACCUGACCAAAUUUGAAAUCCGAACCAAGCCGAUGCUGAGCGGACAAUACUGGGCUGCAAUUGGAUUUAGUAAUGAUAAGAUGAUGGGAUUUGAUAGUGUGACUGAGUGUAUAACGGAAAGAGAGAAGAUACAAGUGUACCAAUCGUAUAACUUAGACUAUUACAGGAACAUGAGAUUACUUACGCCCAAACUGGGUAUAACAGAGGAGUUUGGAUCUUCCAAUAACGGAAUAUUCAGCUGCAGUUUUACGAGACAAAAUUUUGUGAACGGAGAGAAAGAUGUAUUUGAUCUCAACAAAGACUGGCACAUGAUGUUUGCUGUAGGACCAGCAGUAAAUGGGGUAAAGAUACCACAUCGUUAUGACAUUGUACCACCUGUGACGAAAGACAGAAUGGAUCUCCAGAGGUAUCCGCCUAUGCACGAGACAUAUGAUUAUAGAUCAGCAAGGAAAGAAAAUAUUAAAAUUAUAGAGACAAAAGAACCGGCUGUGGUCCCAAUUCUGCAAAGACGUAUAGCAAUGGAUCAAGACUGCGGAUCAAAGAAAUCCUGUUUCCAGGACUGUAAUGACGACGGCUGCAAAUUCAUUGUAUCUUGGGAAGCAGCAUUAGACUAUGUGAUAUUCAAUGUGAGAGCUGUCCUAAAUGAAUCUCUGAACCAGUGGAUUGCUAUAGCUUUCUCCGCAGACGACAAAAUGGGAGAAGAUAGUGUAAUACAAUGUGUAUCUAAUGACGAAGGAGUUAUUGACAUCAAACACUCUUACAAUGAUGACAAGAACAAUAUCAGGGUUGAACAGGCUAAACUUGGAUUGAGGAAUACAACGGCACGCUUUGUGGACGGUAUUUUUGAAUGCUCUUUCGUUAGAGACCGGCAUGUUGAUGAUGAAAGAAUCUUUGAUUUGGACAGAGACUGGAAUAUACAUUUCGCUCAUGGAAAAUCUAAGAAAGGUAUAAUGCUUCCUCACACACUAGCAGAGAAACCACAUAUAUCAGAUGACGCCGUUGACUUCUCUCGUAGUUCGCUAAGACCGAACCUAAUUACAGCCAGUUCGUUCUUUAUAAAGAUACAUGCUGCCUUAAUGAUAUUUGCAUGGAUACUGUGUGCAUCUGUUGCCAGCGUGAUUGGGCGCUAUUUCCAGCCAUACUGGUGGGGCGAGAAGAUGUUCGGCAGCAAGACAUGGGUAAAGGUGCACUGGUUGUUUGUUUUGAUCACAUGUGCAGCCGUUAUUGCAGGAUUUGCUGUCGUUUUCGUAGGCGUUGACGGUAUCAGCAAAUUUUUCGAGCAUCCAACCUACACCUUCAACGGUACGCAUCCGAUCAUGGGAUUAGUAGUUACACUGCUGGCCCUACUAAAUCCUCUAUUGUUAUGUCUGCGACCAUCCGAAGAUUCAUCAAGCAGAGCAUUUUUCAACUGUUUAUACUGGCUGGUCGAAAUAGGAGCACAUGUUCUUGCAGUUGUGACAAUAUAUGCUGGUUUCGGGCUUGCUAGUUUUCUCGUGCCAUCCUUCUUCACUUUCCUUAUUAUUGGCUUCACCGUCUACCAAAUCCUUGUUCUUCUCUUUAUGGAAGCACUCAAAAGUUACGAUGCUAAGAAGACGAUAGAUCGAAAGAAGACAUACUUGUACGAAAUGCAAAUCCGUCCAUGGAAUGCAAGAAAAAACAACAGUCUAGCAGCAUACAUGGACCUCAAUCACACAAGUAAGGGCUUGAAGCAGACGGUCCUUGCAGCUCACCUGAUAUUGUUGUCAGCUCUCACAACAACAAUGAUUGUUCUCAUCAUUAUCAACGACAAGUACUCGUAAAUACAUGUCAACCAUGAAGGGUGAAUUACUUUAUUUUGCAACCAACUGUCUUAUCACCAAGGAGAACUGUCAAACUGCACAGUUCCUCGUGUUGCGUUUAUGUCUGUUAUAUUUUUGUAAUUUAUAAAAACACAAUAUACUUACAUUUGAUCAGCUGUGUGGUCAGCGAUUCGUAUAAACGAUAACUUACAUACUACAGUACUAGAUUAUUCAAAGGCAAAAACAUAUAAUACAACUGUUUUCUUUACUGUCUUUAGUAAGUGCAAUUAAUUUACAUUAAUCAUGUUAAACAAUUUCACUGAUUAUACGUUUAUAUGAUUGAAAAGGAUCUUUAUUCACUUAAAAUGCCACUGGCUGUGUUAAAAGUAACGGAAUGGCGUAGAAGUAGUGGUACUGGAAAAAAACCUAAAAGUGUUGUAUGAUAUUUAAUGUUUAUAAAAGAAGAUACAAACAUAUUACAUUGAAUUGUGUAUGUUUCGUUCAAAACUUUGAUAAUUUUGUGUUAAUUAAUGUUUAUAUUCUCCAUUGUAAAUGUGACAAUCCCUGAUGCUAGCUU